CUGUCGGCGGGGAGUGUCAGGAAGAGGAAGAGCGCGGCCGGGUGUGCGGUGCAGAGCAGGGGCCCGGCCGAGGCAGCUGCGCGCGGGCCACCAUGGCCACGGACGAGCUGGCCAGCAAGCUGAGCCGGAGGCUGCAGAUGGAGGGCGAAGGCGGCGAAGCGACUGAGCAGCCGGGGCUCAACGGGGCGGCGGCGGCGGCCGGGGCUCCCGACGAGGCUGCCCAGGCGCUGGGCAGCGCGGACGACGAGCUGAGCGCCAAGCUGCUGCGGCGCGCGGACCUCAACCAGGGCAUCGGCGAGCCGCAGUCGCCCAGCCGCCGCGUCUUCAACCCCUACACCGAGUUCAAGGAGUUCUCCAGGAAGCAGAUCAAAGACAUGGAGAAGAUGUUCAAACAGUAUGAUGCCGGCAGGGAUGGCUUCAUCGACCUGAUGGAAUUGAAACUCAUGAUGGAGAAACUAGGGGCCCCUCAGACUCACCUGGGCCUGAAGAGCAUGAUCAAUGAAGUGGAUGAGGAUUUUGACAGCAAACUCAGCUUCCGGGAGUUCCUACUGAUCUUCCGCAAAGCAGCGGCAGGGGAGUUGCAGGAAGACAGCGGCUUGCACGUCCUGGCCCGCCUCUCUGAGAUCGAUGUCUCCACAGAGGGCGUUAAGGGUGCCAAGAACUUCUUCGAGGCCAAGGUACAGGCUAUCAACGUGUCCAGCCGAUUUGAGGAGGAGAUCAAAGCCGAGCAAGAGGAAAGGAAGAAGCAGGCUGAGGAGGUGAAACAGCGGAAAGCGGCCUUCAAGGAACUGCAGUCCACCUUCAAGUAGCCAGGGCCAAGGCCGAGACCAGGCCUUGCCCAGUGUGCAGUCUGGGGGCACGGGUGGGUACAGGAGACCUGUGGGAGACAAACUGAGUCCUGGCCUGUGUGAGCUAGGACCACUACUGAAAUCUAAACCGGCUGUGAACGGAUCUCAUGCAGGAGUCUCCCCAGGAGCCGGGCCAGUCCCUGUUCCUUCCCGCUGUUCCUGAGGCUGUGACACCAGCCACCAGCAUCCUCUCGCUGGCCACCCUGCUGCCUCUGCUCUAGCCCAGUGCCAGCCCAUUCACCAUGCCCCUGCCUUGUAUACCAGCUACUUUCUCCACCCACAUACCCUUAACCAUAGGCCACCCUGCCCUGGGCCUGAUGGCCCCUUUCUAGAUAGGAACCAGCAGAGAGAAAGAGAGAGUCCCCUCCCCAGGACUCUUCCAUUCAGAUCAGCCCCUCUGCUGGGUGUGAAGGGACUCCUGUUUUGAUGAAGAGACCCAGCCCCUAGCACCCUAGGCUGAUACAAAUGGGACUAGAAAUGGGGGGACUACUAUUUUGGUGAAGAGACCCAGGCCCUAACACUCUAGGCUGAUAUAAAUGGGGCCCAGCCAGGCAGGGUGAAGGCCACUGAAUCUACCUCACAGGCUACACUCUGCUAGGCAUGCCAUGGGGGCGUGAGUGAUAGGGCUGGGGUGGGGGAGGACAGAUACGUCACUUUCUGACACCCUACCCCCCAGAACAAGGGUCCCAAGGGGCUGUGAGAGGGGUGGGGUGCCAAGGGGUUGUCCUUCCGGGGGAGAACCUCAGCACUCAGCCUUGCUUCUCUGGGGAGUGCCUGAUGUGUUUGUGUGUACUGCAGUAGGACACGGGGCCACCGGUAACCCUUUUACAUUCUCCUUCCCUGGAUCUGUCACCAGUGGGAGCGCCUGCCUGUCAUGCCCACCCCUAGAACGCAUGGGGGGUCCCCCAAACCCAUCCAUCACCAGGCAGGCCAUAGUGAAACCUGUGCCAUUCCUCCAUAGUUCCCAUGUGCUUGCUCACGUGUGUGUGUGUGUUUGUGUGUGUAUCUGUUGCUGUGUUGUGAAACCGUGACGUCACCCAGUCUAAGUGAAUGGCCACAGAGGCCGCUGUUAUGCAACCUUCGUUCAGUGUGUCACUGCUUUUGAAACUCGAUAACUCUUUAUUUUACUACAGUGCCCCAAGAGUCCCCAGUUCCCCCCUGUGGGACUUAGAAAGGUUUUAUUUUUUCGAUCUUAAAACCCAUGAGAAUUGGAGGGACCGAGCCCAGCCCAGCCCAGCUCAGCAGCUGUGGCCCAGGCUUGUGUUUGCCUUAGUGGAUAUGUUUAUACAGAUAAAUAUAAAUUCCCUUUACUUCUGGCUUUUUGCUUUUUUUUUUUUUUUUUUUUUUUUUUGUCCUCCCUCUCACCACCUCCUCCCCUCCAAAAAAGAAAUGAAAACAGCUACUUCUUCAUUCAGUGGUACGAUUAUUUUUUUUAACUAAAAUGAGAUAAAAUUCUAUAUUCUUA
This is a messenger RNA of Phodopus roborovskii (desert hamster), 2313 nucleotides long. It is a transcript of the gene Efhd2, whose product is annotated as EF-hand domain family member D2. Bases 93 to 809 code for a protein of 238 amino acids. The record is from RefSeq and is a predicted model, not a curated record. The transcript is spliced from 4 exons. Lineage: Eukaryota; Metazoa; Chordata; Mammalia; Rodentia; Cricetidae. Gene Ontology annotation, molecular function: calcium ion binding.